GUCCAGUACUCACGAUCGUUCAUGUCGUCCAGGCGAGGAGACUCGGGAUCAUGAUCCCGCUCAACUCCCCAUCCACGGAACUCCUCGGCAGCCUGUGGAGAAACAGGAUGUGAUCUGUAAGCGGGGGCUGUUUCUUUUUUCUUCAUUUGCAUUGCCCUCAACCUCAGGGAUUGUUACGGGAGGAUGAGUGUGAAGAGGAAGAAGGCUGGGCUUGUCAUCAGCUGGCAGAAGUCCUUCUCCCUCCUGGCUCCUUGGAGGAAAGGGAAAGGAGACAGAGACGCGGUUCUGGACAGAGAGGUUGUUCUGACCAAAAUGAAGCUCUUCAGCAACUUCCACAAGAUGCUCCCGAUGGCCGACGACUCGGCCUCCACCAUCUCAACUGUGUCGGUUUCGGAGCAGGACAUCGGUGACCCCACCAAAGCUUCUGAAGUACACAAGCCUGAGUCUGGCUCAGAGCACAUGUCGGUCAUUUUCUCAGACUCUCAACUGACGAGGCUGUACAAGUUUGAGUCGGAGGACUCUGGAGUGGAGCUGCCCAGCGGCACCAACUCUCCGUCCACCCUGACGAGCUCUGAGCAGAGCUUCAUCGUCCACAGUCGAGAGUCCUCCUGCAACCUCAACUCUGACCCUGGCACUCUCCCUGAUGAACUAGUCCCAUUCACACAGCUCUCUGAGAUUAAACAGGCACUGGACUCAGUGAGUCCACCAGUGGAUACUCUGGAUAAUGUUUUUAUACACUCAGACGAGCUCAGUUCAGCCGCAGGUGAGGAGGUGGACGGAGACCAGAGCGGGGGGACAGGAAUCCGCCCUGAAAGAGAUGAGGAGAUGCCAGGACAGCUUGAGGAAACCUGUGCUGUAACUGAAAGGACCUGCUUUAAGGGGGACAGCAUCGACACGGCGGCCAGCGGCUUUGGGCCGGAGCCUCCCAGGAGGAGGAGUGACACCAGCGACAGCCUGGAGGAGUACAUGGACCAAUGCUGCAGGCUGAGUGAGGCACAGCAGGCGAGCUGCCACCCUCUGGGCUCAGGCCUGGAUUACCUGGAUCACAUCUGCCAACUCAUCGCGAGGAUUGGCCAGCUGCAGGAAAACAACCUUCAGCUGGAGCGGCAGAUCUGCAGCCUUCAGAAGGACGGCAGGAUGGCAAAGACCAAAGAGGACUUUUUCCAGCAUCACUGCAGCUGUGGAGCAGCCUGCCUGACUUUCCAGGACAUUCCGAAGAGACAGUCCAGAAGUGAUUUCUCGUCCCUCAGUGGAACCCUCUCUGACCUGUCCACCAUCCAUGAGGUCUCCCGGCCUUCACUCUUACCAGCCAGAGGAGACAUGAGCAGUGCGGGUUUGACACCCGUCCCGCUGUGGAGGACAAGCUUGUACCGAAGGAGUUACACUGAGGGGGAAGUGCCCUUCCUCGGCUACAGCACCGAACAGCGCAGGCCGAGUGAAAACUACACAUGGGGAAGAGUCAAAGACCUGGUGAGGAAAACUAAGGUGAAGAACCAAAGCAGGCUGCGACUGACUUCUGCCUCCCUGAAGAGGUCCUGCCCACAACUCUACAUGCCUGACGUGGAACCAUUCGAACCUGCUUGCAGCAACAGGAACUCCAUGAUAGCCUUGGGCCACCACAGCAAACUGGACAUCCCUUGGCUGCAAUAAACAUUAAGGAAGAACAGACGAAGAGUGGCAUACGCAUCCGUUCUGGGAGAAUAACCAUCAUGCAUAAUCAAGCAAUCCUCAAGUAAAAUAUAGGGGGGUGGGCUCCAGGGGAGACAAAGACUACAGAAGAGAUGGGACACAUUCUGGUGAUUUUUUUCAAACAACCACUACAUGGCGCUGCUGCGGCAUUGCUGCCAUUUUUGGACUAAAAAACCCAAUGAGUCUGUGGCCAUGGAUGUAUUAAGACAUCUGUCAAUCACAGGAUAAUGUCUUUAGGCAAGUCAACCUCCCAGUACAAGCCUAAAAGCCUUUGUGGCCUAAAGGUUUUACAUAAUGACAGUUAAUAAGUUAAUGAAUGUACUGUACAUGUAACAUGAUCCACACUGUGACUUUAUUUCCCUGCAUUGUGCCUUCUAUGGAGAUAUUCCUUACACUUCUAUAGGAUGUUACAUGAUCUGUAACCAUCUAACAAAUGUGAAACAUUUCAUAACUCCCAUAUGAAUAGUUGAUAGGAAUGAGUGGCUUGCUUAGUGAAAUGGUAUAUCUUCUCCGAAACUCUGUUAUCAUCUAUUCAAGAUGUGGGAUUCCUGAGUCAUAGCAACAGUCAAAAAAAGAAUAGGACUACAAAAUAUUACUCAUGUUCUCAUGAAUGGCCAAGUGUACAGAAGCCUUAAAGGUCCACUUUGUGUCCCUGAUGGAUGUCACCACAGGAAAAAGACAUGCAAAUGUUCAUGCUUCUCAAUAUUAGAUAAUCAACAGGACAGCUUUGUUGGAGCUAAAUUAAAACACUCUUGGAUGGGAGCUUUUCAUUGGCUUAUGGGACACUCAAUAGACCCAUAAGCCAUAAUGUUCUCCACACAAUGUUUGCUCACUGGACAAACACAUUUCAAUAAUACUAUAAGUACAUUUCUUUCCUCUAGUGUACAGACAUCAGCUCUCGCUCGCUAUCCAGCAAAUGCUCCUAUCAGGUGUUCUCAGAACUUAUGAGCCGUGGUUCUUGCUGCUUUUCUCCUGACUGACUGAGGUCAGGGUCCUUCUGGAUGACCUCAAAGUUUAAACAUUGCAGUUCAUGCAAUUCAAUGUUUGCCUCAGUUCUUGCUGCUCUAAGGAAGUGUGUACCCAUUGGAAGUGUGUACCCAUUGGCCUACACUUGUACUGAAGAAUGGGCCUUAGAUUCAGUCUGAACCCACAGCAUAUAAAUAUAUAUAUUGUAACAGCAUGUUCUAAUUCCAACAUCAUACUUGUUCCAUUAUAUUUUUGGAUAUUAUGAUACCACAGGAUCCUUCUUUACUGCAUGCUAUUGUACUCCAAAAAGGGAAAACAGUGCUUUUAUUAUCUAACUGUAAGUAAACUAGUGCAUUUAAAUAGAAUUUUGUGAGACAAGAACUUUUUUAAAUAAAUUAUAUAAGAGGUUUAUCUGCAUGGCAUCAGACAACUAUAUAUGUAUUUUAUGUUGCUGUAUGGAUAUUGCAUUCAUAUUCAUAUUUGUAUUUUUUAAUAAAAAUUAAAUGAAAAAAUAUACUCAUGUGUGAUAGGAUUUUGUUUACAAAUUUGAUUCAACUAAAGAAAGAAGAAAAGAGGCACACUGAAAUGAAGGGUCAAAGGUCGCAGCCAUAUUGGUUUUCAGUCAGGAUUUCGAGUGCAUCAUAGCACAGAAACGGCACUGGUGAAAAUUACAAAUGAUCUUCUACUUGCAUCGGACCAAGGACUUGUCUCUUUUCUUGUCUUGCUGGACCUCAGUGCUGCAUUUGGGUUUCGGGACAGAGGAUGUUGCAUGUGUACAGACUGUAAAGCCCUCUGAGGCAAAUUUGUAAUUUGCGAUGUUGGGCUAUACAAAAUAAAAUGAAUUGAAUUGAAUUGGCCAUACAACACAUUGAAGGCAGUGAGUUCAAUCAUUUUUCCUCCACCAAUUGACCCAGUAUAGAGAACAGGG
Pungitius pungitius (ninespine stickleback) is the source of this 3583-nucleotide messenger RNA. RefSeq lists its product as uncharacterized. NCBI's taxonomy places the organism in Eukaryota, Metazoa, Chordata, Actinopteri, Perciformes, Gasterosteidae. The record is from RefSeq and is a predicted model, not a curated record. The transcript has 7 exons. The coding region runs from base 184 to 1650 and encodes 488 amino acids.